AUACGCGAUUGGGAUGGCCGUACUACAUGGCACAUUGUUGUGUAAAUAUAAUAAUACAAUCUUCGCGCCAUUUUUCUCUGCAUUGGUAUCCUUUGUCUCUAUAUCACAUCAGCCACGAGAUGCUCUCACAACACUCAGGACUAUUCUUCAGAAUAGUCAUUUUGGUUGGCAUCCAUUUCCUAUUUUUUCAACACUCCAUAAGUUGAUAAAUUUAAACCAUGGUGAUUUUACAUCACAUUCUCUUGUUGAUGAUAUCGGCGAUUAUUUCAGUUGAUGCUUCCAUUGUUGGCACAGAACCAUCUGUUCAACUUCUUAACAGCUCCAGUGCUAUCCUACCUUGUCAGUACAAUCAUGCUGUAUAUGAGAUAUAUUGGGAAUACCACAAUGGCAACAAGGAACACGAAGGGGAGAUUCUUGUUAAUCUGGACAUGUACUUCAACACUGGCAAACGGAGUGGUAAGGGCUUUGAAGAAGGGCGUUUCAACAUCAGUGAUGACUUUUCUCUAUUGAUCGAGCCAGUCAUGAUGAAAGAUGGUGGUCAGUACUCCUGUAUUGUGUCUGAUAUAGCAUCGGGAAAUUCAUAUGAGAAUUAUACUGAUGUCACGGUAUACGUUGAUGGUCCCACUGUUGGCACAGCACCAUCUGUUCAACUUCUUAACGGCUCCGGUGCUAUCCUACCAUGUCAGUAUAAUCAUGCUGUAUAUGAGAUGUACUGGGUAUACCACAAUUGCCACGACGAAUACAGAGGGGACACUAUUGUCAAAUUGGACGUGUACUUUGACAUUGGUAAACGGAGUGGUAAGGGCUUUGAAGAAGGGCGUUUCAAUAUCAGUGAUGACUUUUCUCUAUUGAUCGAGCCUGUCAUGAUGAAAGAUGGUGGUCAGUACUCCUGUAUUGUGUCUGAUAUAGCAUCGGGAAAUUCAUAUGAGAAUUUCACUGAUGUCACGGUAUAUGUUUAUGCCAACACCACAAACACGAAUUUUGUCACCAUCAAGCAAUGCGAAGAUUUGACCAAUCUAAACCAAUCCACAGCUUAUGAAGAAACACCAUGCAUCUACCCUAUGACCGACAACCAGACAGUUUUCCAACUGAACUGCUCAGUGUACGGGGCGAUGCCGAAUGUUUCUCUCUCUUGGACGACCGACGGAACCAACGUUGGGACUAACUACGACCUGACAUCUACGACCGAGGAACGAGAAGACAGAACGUUUGACCAGAUGCUGACGAUGACAGGGUCUGUGAAUGAGACUAAGAAUGGUACUGUCUUUACCUGUGUGGCUGAAGGAUUGUCUGUUGGCGGACUUGCGAACAGUUCAGUUAUAUUCUUCAAGACUGAACAUCAAUCUGAAGUCUCAAGUCAUGAGCCUACAGGCUCUACAAAUCCACUCGCACUAAAAAUUGCUUUACCGAUAGGAUUAAUAGCCGUUAUCAUGGUUAUUGUGGCAUUUUUCGUUUGGAGAAAUCUAAGGCAUAAAAGAAAAGGUCAAAGAAUACCCAGCUCUGAAGAAGGUGAAGAAAUGCGCGAAUGAAGAGGGAUGAAAGCAAUAUAUAGGCCCAUACAGGAUAUUUUUUUGUAAUUUCUUCACAAGAACAUUGUUCAAUCUUGUCUAUUAUAAUGCAUUUAUAACCUCUAACUGAAUCAAAAUGUUUAUGCAAUAAAGCAGCUUUAACAAAAUUAGCUUGAAUAUUAACAAUAAUGAACAAAAUAUGGAGUCUAAGAACCUUGAGAAAUAAACAGUUUGCACCUGUCUACUAUUCAAUAUCAAAUUGAUCUUUGAUGCCAUAAUGUAAAUACAGCUGAUAAAUUUCAACCCUGUCAACUUUGCCUGCUGUUGUUCCAAGAAGUCCACAACAUUCACCGGAAUACCGAAAAGUUCAUUGCUUUCGAGUUUCUUCGCAAAUUUUGAAUGUGUCUUGCCCCCAAUUCUGCGUAGCUCCAAGAUUCCAAGGAUUUUUGUUAAUCAGGGGAUGCUGUUUUAAAUUUGACAAGCAAAAAGGAAAAAAGGUUUUACUACAAAAUGAAGGUCGUUUUGGUCAUGACAAAUUUGACAAGCAAAAAAAAAUCGCUCAAAAACGAAGGUGAUUUCGGUCCAAGCAAAAUUCGAAAAGCAAAAAAAAAAAGAAAAAGUUUUUCACUAAAAUAUUAAGGUGAUUUUUCUUAUAUUCUGCUUUCAAGCAUACCUACCAGAUUUCUAGGGGUGCUACCUAUGGUGAAUAACACACACAGCACACCCCCCCUUCCCAUGGCCAUGACACCCCCUCCCUUGUGCCGCCACUGCGAUUUCCUAAGAUACUCUACUGAUACACGUGUUAAUGUACUGAUAAUGCAGAAUAUUUGAAAUCCUUAUCUAUUUGUAUUUUGUAUUAAUAAAAUAAUUGAUUUGUGAUUCAAUU
This is a messenger RNA of Lytechinus pictus (painted urchin), 2394 nucleotides long. RefSeq lists its product as uncharacterized. Bases 219 to 1529 code for a protein of 436 amino acids. The transcript has 5 exons. NCBI's taxonomy places the organism in Eukaryota, Metazoa, Echinodermata, Echinoidea, Temnopleuroida, Toxopneustidae. Gene Ontology annotation, cellular component: plasma membrane. The record is from RefSeq and is a predicted model, not a curated record.